This is a messenger RNA of Durusdinium trenchii, 2238 nucleotides long. The record is from the annotation of a GenBank genome assembly. NCBI's taxonomy places the organism in Eukaryota, Dinophyceae, Suessiales, Symbiodiniaceae.
AUGGCUGGCAUCAGCAAAGAAGCCUGCAAUAUUGAUGCGCCUGACCUCCUUUCACCGGGCUUAGCAUUUAUGGUGAAGGGAUGGAACCGUUGCAUAUCAUUCCUUGGUGUUUGUCUGGCAGCCUUCCAAGAUGAUUCCCUGCUCCAGGCCAUUCCAAACAACGUCAAGCAGACCUUUGGGGCCAUCUACGCAACGGUGACCACAGCGGACCUCACACAGAUCAUCAACACCAACCGAGGUGUGAGCCUCACGUCAUCGAUCCGGCGCAGACCAAACGCCUUCAACUUGGUACACCAGCUUGAAAUGAUGGUUCGUGGAGGACUCUCACCUGAGCACACAGUUCAGAGCUUGGAGGCCAACGAAGCCAUCGCAAGCCACAUUGCGGCAUACUCAUUGGGGAAACAAGAAAGCACUGCUGCGAUCAAUUUGCUUCAGAAAAUACCGGGGGAGAUCAAGGAAUCUUUAACGUUGCUAGUGAGGAAGUAUGGUCAGCCUCGGUUCUUGAACCAUGACGCCAUCAGUGCAAACGUCUUCAAUGUUGGAUAUUGCUCUGCGUCGGGCAUUCUCUUGCCUUGGAAAUCCGAGCUAACCAACUCAGUGGGGUUACUGCGUCUCCUUGUCACCCGGCUCGAAGCGGACUGGGUUGCCCUGCCGGCCAAGCAGAGGCGGCCAUGGAACCAGAAGGAAGUGGAGCCUCCACCUGUGAAAAUCAGUUUGGAUGAACGCGGAUUUUGCGUGAUUUGCUCUGAAGUGUCUGAAGUUACUCAGUGUUUCUACGCGUUAAUCUUUUUGCCUUGGAUUAUCUCAGGAAAUGAUGCAUCGUUGCUGCGGUUUGAAUUGCGGCACGGGGAUGCCGAUUUGCAGGCAUUGCUGGAACAUUCAGUCGAAGAGAGUGCCCACAGCAAAGCCGCCGAGCAGCCUGGCGCAGCCCUGGACUACAAGCACAUCAACGACCGGUACAUGAAGGGCAAGGAAUGGCUUGCGGGAUUCACCAAGGAGAAGCAUACUAUGACAUCUCACUCCUCAAUUGUGCUUUCCCAUAGCUUGAUUGUCAACAUGCAACAGGAUAUGGGACCCGACGGGCUGACUAUCCUGAUUGUGGACGCCACCUUGUGGCCUUCCCGCGCCCUGGCUGGCCAGCUUUCCAUUGACGAGAGCAUCAACAUUGCCCAGACAGUCAGCUCCGGCAAUGCGCGGACGAUGGCCUUCUUCUGCCUUCCGCAGACGCACACCUCCACAAAGAGAGAUGUUGUCUUGAAGAACCGGCGUUUGUUGGAGGACAAAGUGGGAGCGUACAUGGAUGUCUUCGAGAUCAGCUUGAAUUUCAGUGAUUCUGUCCAUGGAAGGGACCGGCGAAAGAAGUCGCAACAAUGCCUUGCAGCGAUGUGUGGAUCGACUUCGGGCGCCUUCUCUCGCAGCAAGGCCCUCCUCGGGUCAAUCACGGAGAUCGAGAGGAGCAGAGUGGGUGAGCUGCAAAACCCAGAUCCAGAACAUUCGCUUGUGCAGCAACGUGGAGUGAAAGCCACGGUGUCCAUCAUCAAGCAACUCAUUGAUGGUGUCUGGUCGCUGGCAUGCUGGGAGAUGCAGCAGGCCUACUUGUUGGAAGAGGACACUGUGGAUGUCAGGUUUAUGGGGGUCUACCACGAUGACAAUGCGAAGGAGCUCACCGCCUCUGUGGAUCUUUUGGCUGGCAAAGCUUUGGCUGGCUUCUGGGACAGGAUCCCUGAUUUGAUACAACAGAAGUAUGCUGGGCAAGCAGGAUUGAAGGAGGCCAUGUCCAAGCUCGAUGACCAUGCAGAUUUGUCCACGGCCUUGAGAUCGCAUCAUUUGGGAACUGCCAGUCCUGCAGCUUCUACCUCUGCUUCAGCCCCAGAGAACCAGACUCGGACCUUGGCUUCGCCAGAGUGGGGCACCAAUCCGCCCAUCAACAUCCGCAGGAAACUGGCCUUGACUCCCUUGCCUACCAGUGGCUUUGAGAGUUCUACAGAGACCAUUGCCUCGGCUGACCUCGCACGGGUGCAAGGUGUCAAGAUUUGCGUUGGCAAGGACAAUUCGGUGUGGCUGCGCAAUGUGGGCAGCCGUGAAGUGGACAUCCCUGCCGGGGAACUGUUCGGAUUUAACACAGGAAGCUUUUCAGAGCACCUGCGCACCGUGGCAGACAUCUUUUGUGACGUGGCCAAGCAUCGAGGUGUCACUGAAGUAAGGGUGGUGGACCACAGCUUGAGACCACAGGCGUGA